Molecule: messenger RNA, 1471 nt
Organism: Erinaceus europaeus (western European hedgehog)
Lineage: Eukaryota; Metazoa; Chordata; Mammalia; Eulipotyphla; Erinaceidae
Product: protein SET-like
Exons: 2
Coding region: 1-588 (195 amino acids)
Biological process (GO): nucleosome assembly
Cellular component (GO): nucleus; chromatin
Molecular function (GO): histone binding; chromatin binding
Source: RefSeq, a predicted model, not a curated record
AUGAACCAGGGAGUUCCUGCCUUUGUCAGCGCCACAGGGCACCAUGAAGACCCAGACCCAGGGCAGUCAGGAAGGCCAACCCACCCGGGGCUCCAGGCUCUCAGCCAUCAUUGGCCUCUAUGUGUGUGUGUAUGUGUGUGUGUGUGUGUCUGCAAAAUCCCAAAUUUUUGGGUAACAACAUUUGUCAACCAUCCACAAGUGUCUGCACUGCUUGGGGAGGAGGAUGAAGAGGCGCUGCAUUAUUUGACAAGAGUUGAAGUGACAGAAUUUGAAGAUAUUAAAUCAGGUUACAGAAUAGAUUUUUAUUUUGAUGAAAACCCUUACUUCGAAAAUAAAGUUCUCUCCAAAGAAUUUCAUCUGAAUGAGAGUGGUGAUCCUUCUUCAAAGUCCACUGAAAUCAAAUGGAAUUCUGGAAAGGUUCCUGAUAUGGAUGAUGAAGAAGGCGAAGGGGAAGAAGAUGAUGAUGAUGAUGAAGAGGAAGAAGGAUUAGAAGAUAUUGAUGAAGAAGGAGAUGAGGAUGAAGGUGAAGAAGAUGAAGAUGAUGAUGAGGGGGAGGAAGGAGAGGAAGAUGAAGGAGAAGAUGACUAAUGGAACACUGAUGGAUUCCAGCCUUUUUUAAUUUUCUCUAGUCCCUGGGAGCAAGUUGCAGUCUUUUUUUUUUUUUUCUUUUUCUUUUUUUUCCCCCCUCCCCUUGUGCUCAGUCACCCUGUUUUUGAGGUCUCUUCUCGCCAUUAUACCAUGGUUAUCAACUUAUUUUGGGGGAAAAUGCCUUGAGCAGAAUACAGUUGAAAAGAAUCUCUAUCAUUUUCUGUUCCAAAUUAAUUUUUAUCCCUUCCUGUCUCAACAAAAACUUAUGGAAUCAAUACCACCAUGCUCUGUGGGAAAAAAGAAAACCUUCUGCUCCCUUAGCUCUGCUGGAAGCUGGAGGGUGCUAGGCCCCUGUGUAGUAGUGCAUAGAAUUCUAGCUUUUCUCCUCCUUUCUCUGUAUAUUGGGCUCAGAGAUUACACUGUGUCUCUAUGUGAAUAUGGACAGUUAGCAUUUACCAACAUGUAUCUGUCUACUUUCUCUUGUUUAAAAAAAUCAAAAAAAAAAUCUUUAAAAAAUGGGGUUAUAGAAGGUCAGCAAAGGGUGGGUUUGAGAUGUUGGGUGGGUUAAGUGGGCAUUUUGACAACAUGGCUUCUCCUUUGGCAUGUUUAAUUGUGAUGUUUAAUGGACAUCCUUGCAGUUUUAAGACUACACUUUUAAAAAAUUAUCUCCUAAUGGUGACUUGAGCCCAGCCACUCGAUGGGAGAAUCAGCAGAACCUGUAGGAUCUUAUUUGGAAUUGUGAUUUUGUUCCUGUUUAUUUUUAAAUUUUCUUUUUUGUUUUCACUGGAAAGGAAAGAUGAUGCUCAGUUUUAAACGUUAAAAGUGUACAAGUUGCUUUGUUACAAUAAAACUAAAUGUGUACACACACAAAAAAAUAAUAAAA